AUGAAAAUGUGGAACAAAUUGCUUCUGUUUGUUAUUAGUUUCAUAAGUGCGUGGGCAAAAGAGCCAGAACUACCACUAUGCCCUUCAAAUAUGCAAUAUUUACCUCAAAACCUCCCCAUGCAUUGUCGGAUGCCGGUCACUCUGCCUCCAUUCCCGCCACAGAUGUUUCCGAAUCCUUCGCAGAUGAAAUCUGGACCUUUUCCAAUCCCUCUUCCAGGCAUGCCAGGUCCUCCACCGAAUCCUGCUCCAGGCAUGCCGAUGCCGAUGCCGAUGCCACUGCCCAUGGUGCCAGUGCCACAACCGCCAGCUCAGAAGUUGCCCGUGAUCGUAAUGCCAUUUUAUUCCCCCGAUACAUCUUAUAAGAAAAAUCCCAUACCACCUCCAAGGCUGCCACAUAAAAAACAUAGGAGGCCCAUAAAGAAAAGGAGACCGGUGCGUUAUGAGAGUUCCGAUGAAGAUAGCUCUAGUACAGACACCUCAGACGACACUUCAGAUGAACGUGGCUGGUGGAAGAAACCCGUGGUUGGAAGAAGAUCCAACAAACAUCAUUCUAAGAAAAGAAAACAGAACAGGGAUCUAUUAACACCGGUUCUUCAGUACGUGACGAAAGACGGGUAUGUUAUAUUUGAGAAGAAAAUUUCAAAGGGAGAAGCAAAAGAUUGGCUGGUGAAGAAAAAUACUGAAAUGGAUAAGAACGAACGAUCUGACACUAAGAUUGAAGAAGAGCGUGACUCUAAUGAGGAUCGACCAGAAAAUAGUUUUAAUGUAGUGGUAAAAGGUGAAGAGGCUUCAGAGGUUAAAAAAGAUAAAAAUCCCCUCCAAAUACACAAGAAAAAAGUUUUGAGACGCAAGCCAAUAAAAAUUAUGAAGGAAAAUGAAUAA
Molecule: messenger RNA, 882 nt
Organism: Danaus chrysippus (African queen)
Lineage: Eukaryota; Metazoa; Arthropoda; Insecta; Lepidoptera; Nymphalidae
Source: the annotation of a GenBank genome assembly